CAGCAUAUUGUAUAUGUGUGUAUGUGUGUGUGUGUGUGUAUGUGUGUAUGUGUGCGCGCGCGCUAUAUUGAUAAUUUUGGCGUUCCUCUGCAUCUUUAAAAAAACAUGAACGAAAACACUGCACCGUUACUCCAGAAGCGUGAUCACGUGACAGUCUCUCCUCACAUCCUAUUGGUCGAAGGCACGUGUCCUGGAUACCAGAGUGAAACGUCACAGAGAGGCGGAGGACGAGGCGGGGGUCUCGUAAUAAAAAAAUAAGAACAAAAAAAAUCGGGAGUAAAAGUAUUUGAGGAGGAGCGGAUCCUAGAGGAGCCCCCUCCUCCUUCUCCUUCUCCUUCUUCUUCUUCUCCUCCUCCGGCCCGGAGUUUACUCACUCAGACCUGCUGCACACCCGCUUCACACGGAUCACAGGUGUUUCUUUAUAUUCUUCUGCGCAUUUUUAUUUUAUUUUAUUUUUUGGAAGUUAUAGCCUAAAUAUUGAUUAUAGCGCACAUUUUUUUUUACACAGGAUCCGAAACUAUGGUUCUUCUUUGUGAGCACGACGCACGGGAAAAAGAUCUGUUUACAAUCCCAAACCCACGCUGAUUAUUAUUAUUAUUAAUAUUUGGCAUCUUAUUAUUGUUUUUACGAAAACAAAGUGGAGCGCAGUCGGUCUAUUGUAUUGUAUAAAGUGCCUGAUAAGUGCGGGAAAGAAGGGUUAAAGAGAGAGACCGGGGAGAGAGAGGGAGUGUGUAAGUAUGGAUGAGAAUAAGCAGAGAGGGAGAGGAGACGCUCGGCGUGCCGGAGAGUCCGAGGUGAGAGCUCCGUCCCCGGGACACGCGCCUCCUCCUCAUCCUCCUCAUCCUCAUCCUCCGCCACCGCCGCCUCCUCACCGCGUCACCAACUUCUUCAUCGACAACAUCCUGCGUCCGGAUUUCGGACGCAGAAAGCCGGAUGAAAGUGUGCUGAGACGGAAUGAAAGCAGCCCGGGACAGCCGGGAGAUGCUGUAGAGGUUGGACAGGUGUCCUCCACGGAGAGCACCUCCACACCACACACGGGCAAGAAUGCCGACACGGUGACAGACGACGAGCCGCUGAAAGUGCGAGGAGAAAGCAAGGAGCAGUGCCUGAGCUCGGACUCGGAGCUUUCUCAACCCAACUCGUCCACUUUAACCCAGAAUCAGCCCAUGCUCUGGCCCGCCUGGGUUUACUGCACGCGCUACUCGGACCGACCCUCGGCAGGUCCCCGAACCCGCAGACCAAAGAAGAGCAGCAGCAGCAGCAGCAAGGAGGACAAGCGGCCGCGCACCGCCUUCACGGCUGAGCAGCUGCAGCGCCUGAAGGCGGAGUUCCAGUCGAACCGGUACCUGACGGAGCAGAGGAGGCAGAGCCUGGCCAACGAGCUGGGCCUUAACGAGUCGCAGAUCAAAAUCUGGUUCCAGAACAAGAGGGCUAAAAUCAAGAAGGCUUCGGGAAUUAAGAACACGCUGGCGCUGCACCUGAUGGCCCAGGGCCUGUAUAACCACGCUACCACCACCAAGGAUGACAAAUCAGAUAGUGACUGA
Ictalurus furcatus (blue catfish) is the source of this 1544-nucleotide messenger RNA. RefSeq names its product engrailed homeobox 2a (gene en2a). Gene Ontology annotation, molecular function: RNA polymerase II cis-regulatory region sequence-specific DNA binding; DNA-binding transcription factor activity, RNA polymerase II-specific. The transcript is spliced from 2 exons. Gene Ontology annotation, cellular component: nucleus. NCBI's taxonomy places the organism in Eukaryota, Metazoa, Chordata, Actinopteri, Siluriformes, Ictaluridae. Bases 738 to 1544 code for a protein of 268 amino acids. The record is from RefSeq and is a predicted model, not a curated record. Gene Ontology annotation, biological process: regulation of transcription by RNA polymerase II; neuron differentiation; multicellular organism development.